Molecule: messenger RNA, 638 nt
Organism: Hypomesus transpacificus
Lineage: Eukaryota; Metazoa; Chordata; Actinopteri; Osmeriformes; Osmeridae
Product: mannose-specific lectin-like
Exons: 3
Coding region: 22-498 (158 amino acids)
Source: RefSeq, a predicted model, not a curated record
AUAUAAGCUGACUGAGUCUGAAUGAAGGACACUUCACCCAGAACUCCAGAUUCUUCAGACUCUCCAAGUCCAUUCCAUAACCAUCCAGAACUCCAGAUUCUUCAGACUCUCCAAGUCCACUCCAGAACCAGCCUAACCAUGAGCAGAAACUACAUGUCCAAGUUCGAUGAGCUCCGCAAGGGAGACUACAUCAUGUCCAACAACCAUGAGUGGAAGGCUGUCUUCCAGGAGGACGGUAACUUCAUCAUCUACGGCUGGAAGCCCAUGUGGAACUCAGACACCGCCGGCCAGCGCGACGCCUGGCGCCUGUGCAUGCAGGACGACUGCAACCUGGUGAUGUACAAGAGGGACAACAAGAUGAUGUGGCAGACAAAGAGCCAGGCAUCCGGGGGCUUCAAGAUGUGUCACCUGCACCUGCGCAAUGACGGGACCAUGGUGGUGGAGAGGGACGGAGAGGAGGUGUGGUCCUCCGCCCAGUCAAAGGGCUUCAAGAACUAAGCCCUCUCAGCUCUGCUUAGGGAAGCAGCACCCACACCAAAACGGUUUUUCCAUCACUGCAUCAUAUAUAACUGUUAUUUAACUGGGUAUAACUGUUUCUCUCUUGACUUGUGUUCAAUAAAGAGCAUUACAAACCUGAA